CGCCGAGCCCCGGAGGCUCCGUUCCGGCCGUCUCGCCGCCCGUGAGCUGCCCAGUCUCGGCCGAGUCUGCGUUCGGGCUGGGCUGGAGGAGGCAGACACGCGCGCACACGCACACGCCGGCGGAGGGCGAGCGGCGGCGGCACCAUCUGCAGUGUCAAUGCGGAGCUCCAGCUGAACCAGGAGGAGACGCGGCGCCUCCAGGGGAGACACCACCGCUGAGACCUGGCCCUGUGAGGAGACCCCCUGCCUGACUGCUGCUGUGGCCACAAGGACCUAUCUCUGAAAUGAAAGCCAUGCCUUGGAACUGGACUUGCCUGCUGUCCCAUCUCCUGAUGGUGGGCAUGGGUUCCUCCACUCUGUUGCCCCGGCAGCCUCCCUCAGUCUCUCAGAAGCGGCCUUUGGUCACAUUCCGAGGGGAGCCCACGGAGGGCUUCAACCAUCUGGUGGUGGAUGAAAGGACAGGGCACAUUUACUUGGGGGCGGUCAACAGGAUCUACAAGCUCUCCAGUGACCUGAAAGUUCUGGUGACCCACCAGACAGGGCCGGACGAGGACAAUCCCAAGUGCUACCCACCCCGUAUUGUCCAGACCUGCAAUGAGCCGCUGAGCACCACCAACAAUGUCAACAAGAUGCUGCUCAUAGACUACAAAGAGAACAGGCUCAUCGCCUGUGGGAGCCUCUACCAGGGCAUCUGCAAGCUCCUGAGGCUGGAGGACCUUUUUAAACUGGGGGAGCCCUUCCAUAAGAAGGAGCACUACCUGUCCGGAGUCAAUGAGAGUGGCUCUGUGUUUGGAGUGAUCGUCUCCUACAGCAACCUGGACGACAAGCUCUUCAUUGCCACGGCAGUCGACGGGAAGCCCGAGUAUUUUCCCACCAUCUCCAGCAGGAAGCUGACCAAGAACUCGGAGGCCGAUGGCAUGUUCGCCUACGUCUUCCAUGAUGAGUUUGUGGCCUCGAUGAUUAAGAUCCCUUCGGACACCUUCACUGUCAUCCCGGACUUCGAUAUCUACUAUGUCUAUGGCUUCAGCAGUGGCAACUUUGUCUACUUUUUGACCCUGCAGCCUGAGAUGGUGUCUCCCCCGGGCUCCACCACAAAGGAGCAGGUCUAUACAUCCAAGCUGGUGAGGCUUUGCAAGGAGGAUACGGCCUUCAACUCCUACGUGGAGGUGCCCAUUGGCUGUGAGCGCGAUGGGGUUGAGUACCGCCUGCUGCAGGCCGCCUACCUGUCCAAAGCUGGGGCUGUGCUGGCCCGGACCCUCGGGGUCCGUCCGGAUGAUGAUCUCCUCUUCACGGUCUUCUCCAAGGGCCAGAAGCGGAAGAUGAAGUCUCUGGAUGAGUCAGCCCUGUGCGUCUUCAUCUUGAAGCAGAUCAACGACCGCAUCAAGGAGCGGCUGCAGUCCUGCUACCGCGGCGAGGGCACGCUGGACCUGGCCUGGCUCAAGGUCAAGGACAUUCCCUGCAGCAGUGCGCUCUUGACCAUUGAUGACAACUUCUGUGGCCUGGACAUGAACGCCCCGCUGGGCGUGUCCGAGAUGGUACGGGGCAUCCCAGUCUUCACCGAAGACAGUGACCGCAUGACUUCCGUCAUCGCCUAUGUCUACAAGAAUCACUCCCUGGCCUUCGUGGGCACCAAGAGUGGCAAGCUGAAGAAGCUGGGAAGGAGUCUUUGCCGCCAUUCAUGUUUGAUGAAGAGAGCGGCACAGGCGAGAUGAACUACUCCGUAAGCAAACAGUGCUGGAGGCGAGAUGCUAAGCUGCCUGUGAAAUCCGAAAGCCUGGAAGGUGAUCCACUGCCUGGCUCCUGGAGGCUGCAGGCUGACUUGCAAGGACAGGAAGGUGCAGGUGGGGCUGGUCAAGGUCAUGGUCAGCAUGUCUUCCUGAGGACAGUCACUGACGCCCCCAAACCCCAGUUGCAGAUGGUCUUAUUGGAUGGCAUGGUCGCCAUGGCCUGCCUUCAUGUGGGCUGAGACCAGGGGGCUGGGAGGCCCUCUCGUGCCUCAGCGGUGACUGACCAGGGCUCCUGAACAGUGCUGUUUAUAGCCGCGGGGAUUGAAGAGUUUGGCCUUCCAAAAAGAAACGCCCUUUAAGGGAGGGUACUGGGGAGAGCUGAACAGAGUGUAAAUGAGGAGAAGCAGCCACUUAAUUGGGAUGCAGUGGGCAGGGGGACUUCCAGCAUCACCUGGGCACGGAGCUGCAGCACAGAAGCAAGCUUUGCCUCCCGCCCCAUGUCUUUGGCUAGUUGUACUUCUCACCAAGCCCUGGAUGGUUUUCCCCUUGGCAUGUUAACUCCAAGGACUCUUGGAAGAACUUUGUACAGCCACCGGGGCCAGCACCGUCAUAGCUGGUGAUGAAAAAGGUCUCCUUACAUUUCCUUAGCUCUCUACAGUGUUCGAAGCAGCAACACUUUCAAACCCUUAUGUAAAUGUGAUUCUCACUGUAAGUAUCACUGCGAAGCAGGCACAGCCAGUGUCAUCAUGGCCAUUUUACAGAUGAGGAAGUUGAGGCUCCAUAAGCUUAAGGAAUUUGUCCAAAGUCAGGUGGAUGAACUGAGACUGAAAUGCUACUGUCCACCUCUACCAGCCAGGGUUCUCCAGAGAAACAGAACCAAUAGGAUAUAUAUAUAUAUAUAUAUACAUAUAUGUACACAGAUCUGGGUGGUACCCCUGGGAAUGGGGAGGACAGGAGUCAGCCUGGUCUUCCUUGGUGUCUCCUAGUGACACUUCUGCCCAUUAUUUAUGCAAGUGUCUCUUUGACACUGUGAAAAGCACAGGAAGCUUGUCCCAGGGCGGUAGCUCACUCUUGGUGGCUGCCCACCUCAUGCAUUUUUUUCCUCUAAGAAAGAUGGGACAUUUUCUGGAUUUCAACACAAGUGUGUGUUUGAAUUGAUAACCAUAUUGCUUAAUGAGAAUUGUAAUCUUUCUGUUGGUAUGAGCUCUUCACAAGGAUUUGUUUGGAAGUGAAAAUACCAUUGCUAGUCCUGAUGUUUCUAUAUGUCUCAGCGGCAAGGUCGCCAAAAUGGAAUUUGGUAGAACUAGAAAGUGUAGUUGGAGUCCCUGGUGGAAACAGUUAAUGCUUGGCUACUAACCAGAAGGUUGGAGGUGCAAUUUUACCCAGAGGGGCCUCGGAAGAAAGGCCUGGCGAUCUACUUCUGAAAAAUCAGCCACUGACAACCCAGUGGAGCACAGUUCUACUCUGACACACAAGGGGUCACCAUGAGUUGGAGAUGACUCCACGGCAACUCGUACUUCUAGAAACCGUGGCUAGGGCUGGAGUGUUUAAAAAGUGGUGAGCCUUUUGCAAGAGUAGAAGAAAAGCCCAGAACCAGCCCAGGCUCCGGUAGCCCAGGAAGACUCCGGGAGCGUUCAUCUCAGCAGCUGUCUGAUGGCUGCCCUCUGAUCCCCAUCAGUAACUCAUCGUCAGAGGACUCACCUCACCCGCCCUCCUGCCGCCUCUGGCUCAGACCUCCGCCCUGCAGCUCACUAUCUGAGAUCCCACUUGUUUUGUGAAGGAGCUUGCCUUGCGGCAUUAAGCCACGGUAGAUCAGCCCCUCAGAACUGAGCGCGAUACCCCCGGAUAGAAUUACAAGUGACAGGAGAGAUGAAUUCAUCACCAUGAGCAGUUCCUAAUGAACACAAUGGCUCGUGCUAAUGGGAACCGUAAGGACUGAGGCACGGAUUAAAGCAGCCGAGGCUUUCCAACGCAGAUGCCCCUAAUAAAUCACAUAUUUCAACUCAUCGACUUACUCCUUGGGUCCACUUCUAAUCAAGACCAGGAUGAGCUGCCCCCUUCUGAGAGUGGGCAUGAUCAGGAGCCCUGCUACCAUCUUGGUUGGGCCCAGGUCAGCAUGGAAUGGCUCCUGGGUGCUGUCUGUUGUACCGCUCCACAAUCAAUCCCAGCUGCCGGGCCAGGGUUGGGGGCCCCAAGGCACCUGAGCCGCAGGUCUGCGCCAUCCCUCAUACUCCCAUUAAACUCUGGGCCUCUACCACGUGGGAGAGUUUAAGGGGAAAAUGAGAUUUUAUUAAAGCCAGGGGACCUCCCUGGCUGAGCAGAACAUCUAAUAAGAGCCGUGAUGGUUUCUUAUCUCAUAUGAAAGUUUCCCGUUUCCCCAGAUUCCUCCCUCUGGCUGCCACUGGAUCUCCCGCCUGCACCCUCCAUUUUCAUGGGUGCCUUGUUAUUUAAAGCCACUGCUAAAAAGCCAAAAGUGGUUUGUCGCCAUGCCAUCAACAGCUGUCCCCUGCCUAGUGAAGGCCCAGUGAUUUUGUGUAUAUGUGUUUUAAAGUCUGAACAUAGUGACUUCCAAAAAAAGAAAACUUGCCAUCAAGUUGAUUCCGACUCAUGGAGAACCAAUGUGUUACAGAGUUGAACUGCUCCAUAGGGUUUUCUUGGCUGCAAUGUUUCAGAAGCAGAUUGCCAGGCCUUUCUUUCAUGGAACCACUGGGUGGGUGUGAGCCAUCAACCUUAAGGUUAGUAGUUGAGAACGAACCAUUGGCACCACUCAGGGAUAUGCUCUAGGCUCCCAUCUAUAAGCUGCCGUGGACUGGCCUAACCUGAGAAUCCUAGCAAGCGGGAAACUGAGGCCUGGCAGGCCCGUUUUUCCUUUUCUUUUCUCUUGCCUUCUUCUCCAGACCUUGGGGAGGAUGUGACAAGGCUGGGCUGGGCCAUGACCAGGUCCUCUGGAGAAGACUCGGGCUUGCUGGAGGUACCGGUCAUUGCAACCAAGCAUGAGCUUGGCAAGGAAGCUCAGCCUGAGACUCUGAGUUGCCAGGAUUCCCACCCCGUGUUCCACAGCCUUCCUCUUUAUUCUACUGCCUGGCUGCAUUGGGCCCUUGCCACCUUCACACCUGGAAAUUGUUGCCCGUGCAGAAUGGGGACAAUGAGACUUAGCCACCACCUAGCACUCUGAUGGAAACCCUGGUGGCAUGGUGGCUAAGAGCUAUGGCUGCUAACCGAAAGGUCAGCAAUUCGAGUUCUCCGGCUGCUCCUUGGAAACUCUGUGGGGCAGCUCUACUCUGUCCUGCAGGGUCACUAUGAGUCAGAAUCGACUUGACAGCAACGGGUUUGGUUUGUGUUUUGGUUUAAUAUUCUGAAGAUGAAAAGGGUAGCGGAUGUUAAGGGCUUAGAAAAACGCCCAGCCCAUAAUACCAGCGCCAGUAGCUGCUGAGUCAGCUCCGACCCAUGGUGAUCCCAUGUGUGCCAGAGUAGAACUGUGCCCCAUAGGGUUUUCAAUGUCUGAGUUUUUGGAAGUAGAUCUCCAGGCAUUACUUGGGAGGUGCCUUUGGGUGGACUUGAACCUUCAACCUUUCAGUUAGUAGCUGAGCGCGUUAAUCUUUUACAUAGCCCAGGGACCUCCCUAGCCUGUAGCAGGUACUCAGUAAAUGUUUGUGUCAGACAAUUGGCAUUGCAUUGGGGUAUUUCAUGUUGUGGUGCCCCGUGGUUUCACUAGUAGGUGCUUAAGAAAUGCUGGUUUCCUUUAGCCUGUCCCUGCUCUCCAUGCCAAGCCCUUGCAGAGAACACAGCAUGGACUCUCCUAUUUAAGUCUCCACCUGUCCUGGAAGGGAUGUAUGGUCCCUACCUACAGGCAAGCAUGUUGAGGCUGGAAGAAGUGACACAAAAUCAUAUAGUUGAUAAGUGGCAGAGUCAGAAUUUCAUUCAUCGGGUAUUCAUCAAGUGCCUACCAUGUGUCAGGCACUGUUCUAGGCUCCAGGGAUUUGAACUUUUGUCCAUUUGAUCCUAAAAUCCUUGGCCUUUCCAACUGCAUCAUGCUAGUUCCCAAAGGAAACCUCCCUGUCUAUGAGAUAAGGGAAAGGGUGAGUCCCAUUUCCUGACCUGGCAGGUAUUUAAAGACAGGGAAGACACAACCAUUGGGUUAGGAGCUUCUGCUCCUGCAAGAAGGCAGGGGUGGAGUAGCGGAGGACAGACACCAUGUGAGGAUGGUGUACAAACAAAGGAACACCAAAGCACCCUACUGAGAAGGAAGGAAUCGACACUGCUGACGCCCUAAUUUGGACUUUUAGCCUCCAGAGCUGUGAGAAAAUAAAUUUCUUUACAGCCCCCCACUAGUGGUAUUGGUGUUAAGCAGCAAGAGGUAACUAAGAUACCUGGGCAGCUCCUUUUCCUCUAAAGGAAAAGAAAACCUCUAUUUUCAAACACGAACAAAUCUGUCUUGGAAAAAGUACAGCCAGAAUGCGCCUUAGAAACAAGGAUGGCUAGACUUCGUCUCACUUACUUUGGACUUGUUAUCGGUGGCAGGGUGGGGGGCUGUCCCUGGAGAAGGACACCAUGCUUGGUGAAGUGGAGGGUCAGUGAAAAAGAGGAAGUCCCUCCGUAAGAUGGAUUGAUACAGUGAUUGCAACAGUGGGCUCAAACAUAGCAAUGAUUGUGAGGAUGGCACAGGACCGGACAAGGUUUUGUUCUGUUCUAUGUGGGGUCACUGUGAGUCAGAACUGCCUUGACAGCACCUGACAACAACAUUUCCAAACAGGAUCAUAUUUACAGGUAUAGGGCCCAGGAUUUCAAUACAAAUUUACCACAUUGGGGGCGCUAUCCCAUCCCUAACACAAAGUGUUGAGAGACUUUUUAAAAUUGGCUUAGAAGCAGUCAAUGACAGAGGAAGAAACUGUUUAUGGAGCCUGGGCAAAGAUCACACCAUGUGUGUGAGCAGUGUGGAGAUAUUGAAUGCUGUGCAGUUUGUUCUGGGGAAAUUUGAAAAUCAAAACAGCGGAACCACUCCAGGUUAUCCUCUCUGACUUUGCUUGAGCCCUCCCUUUCUGCAAAUUUUGGUUGAGAAAAUUCAAGCUGUCUACUGGAAGGGACUAUGUCUUUGCUUGAUACCUUACCCAUAGUGGGGCCACACAGCAUGCCACAUGGGUGGGGCACUUCCAAAGCAGUCCUUUAUGCCCAUGACACUCGGUCACCGUGAGUAUAGCAACAGGGCCCAUAGUGCCAAGUUGAUUAGAGGUAGGAGCCAGGCUGGGGCAAAAAUGACGUGGGUGUCAUCUAGAGACAAUGGCCAAUGACCAUUCAACAGAGCAGUGACAUGGAUAAUCCAAAGAUGUUUUCUUGGCUGUGGAGUGCGCUGCAGCAGCGUUUCACACCACGUUAAACUUUUAUUUUCUGAAUCAGCUCUCCUGGAGUUAUAUCUGAAGUCCACAGACUGAAGCACUCCUCAGGGUCCCUGGGUGGUGCAAAUGCUUUGUGCCCAGCUACUCAUUUGAAGGAUGGUGGUUCAAACCCAGCCGGUGGAGCCAUGGAAGACAGGCCUGGUGAUCUGCUUCCGAAAGGUCACAGCUGUGAAAACCCUAUGGCGCAGUUCUACUCUAUACGGUGGGAUCACCAGGAGUCAGGAUUAACUCCAUGGCAAUGAGUUUGGUUUGCUUCGGUUUUUUAAAAGCAAGUCUCAGUGUCUGGGUGUGUAUCAGAGUGUGCGUGUAGAGAGGCGGCUCUGACCAUGGGCUGUGAUAACAGAACUACUAUCCCUGGUGCCAUCUUUAAAUCUUUUUAGGUUUCCCCUUUUCAAGGACGGCUGUGAAAAUCUCUCACCCGUCCCCACUCAGAGUGGUCUGUCCCCUCCAGGCUCACUGGACCUGGGUCUUAGCCUCGGUUUUAUGAACUCCUUGGAGGAGGACUAAUUCUCCAUCCCUGUGUUAAGGACUCGUGUGUGUUCUUAUAUAUGAAAGAUAUCGAGGUCUUUGGAGAGAAACUUCCACAGGAAGGGAUUCAAGAUUAGGGAGCUACAGGAAAAGCUUGAAGACUCUACAGGUUGGAGAUCAGGCAGCUGAAAAUAAUAGGCGCUUGCUCUUUGAGGGUCCUGGGGCCAUCCCUGAGGGGCUCCUAGGACAGUUUUUGGUAAAAUUCUUCCUUGUCCGCUCAAACGGCCCUUGCUUCACUUUCCAUAUCUUUUCCUUCUCUCAUUUUCCUUGCACCCCUUCCUACCCUCAUCUUCAAGCUACUACAUACAUAGUAUGGAGCCAAGGAACUUAAAGCCUGGUUCAUAUCUCUACCUUUCCUUCUGUUCCUCCCCACCCCUUUUGCUCUCUAGCCCAACCUGUCUCCCCACCCCCAGCUCCAGGGGCACAUUCAUCUUCAAUCUAACCCUAGCCCCGAUCCAACCCUAACCCCAAGGUGUGCCCUCCCCCACCCCAUGCCCUUUUCUUCUGGGAUUUCCUUGUCACUGUUUCCAGCCCCUUCCCACCUCUGCCACAUGUGGUCGAUGCUCCCUCGGGUACCCCUGCAGUCAGGCACCAGCUCUCACCUGCCAUGAGCACGUAACAUCCUCCCUGGGGGCCCUCAGGGCAUAAAUGGACCCUCAACUCCAGGAUGUCCUUUUAGGAGGGUAUUUCUGCCUCAAGGCGGGGUGGCCUCACUCAGCCAUACCUGUUAGCAUUUAGGGACAGGAGCCUGGGUGGGAGAAAAGGGAAUAAGAAAGAGUCAGCAGGACCCAAGAAGAAAAAUCUGCUCACUUCUCCACUGAGUAAGCUCACUGCACCUGGGGUGUAUUUCUCUUCUCUGAUAUUAGUGAUAUGUGGGGUUUUACUGUGGGCCGUCCAGUCAAUUCUGACUCAUAGCGACCAUAUAGGACAGAGUAGGACUGCCCCAUAGGGUUUCCAAGGCUGUAAUCCAUGUGGGAGCAGAUUGCCAGGUCUUUUCUCCUGCGGAGCAGCUGGCAGGUUUAAACUGCUGAGUGUUCAGUCAGCAUCUGAGUACUUAAUCACUGUGCCACCAGGACUCCUAAUGAGGGGUGUACCCUCAAACCAAAACCCGUUGCCCUCAAGUCAAUUCGCUAUGAAGCGACCCUAUAGGACAGAGUAGAACUGCCCCAUAGAGUUUCUAAGGAGGGCCUGGUAGAUUUGAACUGCAGACCUUUUGGUUAACAAGCUAUAGCUCUUAACCACUAUGCCACCAGGGUUUCCAUGAGGGGUAUAGAAGUAGGCAAAGCACACACACACGCAGACCAGAAUACUUGGCAUUAUUGAAUAUAGGGAAAGCAAGGCAAGAUUUAUAAACUAAAGUUUGUAAGUUUCUUUUGUUUACAAAUGGAUGACUUUACAAAAAUUAUUUGCAAGGGUUGUUGUUGUUAGUCGCUGUCACAUCAGCUCCAGCUCGUGGCAGCCUUAUGUGUAACAGAACGAACCGUUGUCUGGUCCUGCGUCAUCUUUGUGAUCAUUGGUGUGUUUGAGCCCUUGUGGCUGUCGUGUCAGUCCAUCUCAUUUAGGGUUUCCCUCAUUUUCACUGACUCUCCGCUUUACCAAAUAUGAUGUCCUUUUUAGCAAUUGGCCUUUCUUUCUUUGUUUUAAAUGAUCUUUCUUGAUGAUAUAUCCAAAGCAAACAAGUCAUAACCUUGCCAUUCUUGCCUCUAGGGAGGAUUCUGGUUUUUGCAGGCUGAUUUUUGAAAGUAGAUUGCCAGGCCUUUCUUCCUAGUCUGUCUUAGUCUGGAAGCUCUUGCAAGGGCUGAGUUUUCUAAAUAAGGGCAGGAGAGCAUCACAGAAGGCAGUGGUGUGGAUGUCUCCCAGCAUUUGAAAGGCCAGGUCCAAGCUCAGAAACCAUGUGACCUUAGCUUUGGAGGCUUGCGGCUUUGCCUGCAAUUCCAUUCCCAACUGGCUGCCUUGACUUCCCUGAGUCUCAGGCCAGGGCAGGGUCUGUGACAAAACAGCUACGUGCAGUCUCUGAGUCACCCACCAUGCAGCGCUUUGGGGAGAAUGCCCUGGAUUCUCUACGUUCGAGUUCCAGAAGAGUCCAAGCCUGGGAAGGCAGGAGACACGCAAGAUGAGCCUUACUCUUCAGCAUUAAAUGCUCCAUUCCCCCGAAAGGGAACUCGGCCACAUCAUAUCACCUCUUUGUACACACUUCCCGGGGGGGCGUCAUGAACAGAUUAGGUAUCAAAAUCACUCCUCCGCAGAAAGUCUGUGGAAAUUCCAUUUCUUUGAUGAGCACAUUGUUCAAAGCGAUGGUUUCGGGGCAGGCAUGUCAUGCCUGCUCUUCAGCUGAGGUGGCGGCAGAGUGCUUUUCUCUGUCAACACCAAUUGGAGGUGUCUCUCUUCUUGGCCGUUGUCACACCCACUGGGACUCUCCCGUUCCUCCAUGUGGCCCCCGGCUUCUCCCCUAGUGGAGCCCUUGGAGUCCUGAGCUGGUCUGCUUUCAAGGCAUCAGUGAUGGCAGUGGGGAACAGGAAGCCAUCAGCCUGUGUUUCCUCAUCCUUUCUAGGCCUGGGGGGCUCUCUGCCUACCUCUUCUCUGGGACACUGUGUCCUGUCUGUUUUGCUGAGAAGGGGAAAAUAUGUCUGAUAUCAGCAAGGGGUCUGGGGAUGUGUCCUGGCAGGAUGCUGCUGCCUGGGUGGCUCUUGGGGCCUGAGAAUCAAAGGGGAAGGCUUAGGCUACUAGGUUUAGUGUUGUCUUUGCUGCUGAUUUCGCCCACGGGGCAGUCAGAAGUUGAAAGGAGCUGUCUUGGCCAAAUGGCAGAGGCACUCCAAGCCUCUCAUCUCAUUUCCAAGGCUGGGAGAGACACUGGGCAUGGAACAUCCAGAUUUAUCAGCAGGAACACUCGAGCAGGUGCCCCCAAAUGGGGAGCUGGGUCUGGUGGGGUGGAAAAAAGGCUUGCUUUGAAUCCAGGCAUUGGGGCAGACAAUGGGGCUGUAGGGAAACUCCCUACAUGUGUGUAAGAGCUGCAGACCUCCUCAGAAUGGUGUGUGAGGUGACCUUGAUGCCCGCCGAGGAGGCUGUGUGAGGUGACUGUGUUGCCCACAAGGAGGGGGGUGAGGUGACGGCACUCUCUGUCUAGGAAAGGGUGUGAGGUGACCCCAGUGCCCGCUGAGGAAGAGGUGUGAGAUGACCAUUCUACCUGCUGAGAAGGGGGUGUAAGGCAACCCCAACACCCACUGAGGAAGGGAUGUGAGGUGACUGUGAAGCCCACCAAAGAGGGGGUGUGAGGUGACCCCACUGCCUGCUGAGAGGGGGUGUGAGGUGACCAUGCUGCCCGCCAAGGAAGGGAUGUGUUUUCCCAAGGCCAAAGCUGACAUCACAAUGUCGCCACAUGGCUUGUGGCCACAGCACAUUCACCCUGGGCGGCUCCUCAGCAGCCGCUGUCUGACAACCCCUCAGCAUGAGUCCUCUCUUAGUCCUUGACUGACAUGGGCAUGGUGCCCAGAGCAGAGCUUCGUCCUGGAAUGUGGAAAAAACAGCCCACACCUGUGCCUCGGGUGCCCUGUGCCUACCUGGCAGGCCAGAGGCCACGCUGCCUGCCCUGUGCUGCUGGGGGCCCCGACCUGGCCCUUCCAAAUAUCAAUGGGAGCGGGGGGACAGGAGCGAGUGGGGCCCUGGCCCUCUCUCUUCCCAGGGCCAAUAGGGAGCCCGCCAGCCAGACCCAGGCUCUACCAGCUGCUUCUGUGGACACCUGGUGGCCACGGAGCUAGCAACAGCAUGGGGAGUGAUGGACCGAAGGAUGUGUGCAAACACAGCCACGUCUCUCCCUGCCGCCUCCUCACUGCGCUUUCCUGCUGCCAUUGUAUCUCCUUGUGCUUUACUUUUCUCAGAGAUCAACAGUUGAUCAAACAUUUUUUACAGGUUAACGUAAAAAAAAAACCUAACUAGAUAAAAUAGCCAAGAAUAUUCCCAUGCUAGCUCCUUCUUCUUUUCCUCUCCUUACUGAGGUGAAACUGGUCUCCUAGGGUGGAGUUAUCCCUCUUUACUUUGGCCCCAAUCGACCCCCUGCUGUGUAGCCCAUUUCAAAGACACGCUCCUCUCUUGCCCGCCCCUUUAUUAAGUGUGUUUUUCAUGUUUAUCACAGUAAAACCCUUGCUACACCCCUUUUAUGAUCUCUGCCCUCCUAUGGGCCUGGAAUGUUAAAGAGAAAAGUGUCACAGUGGAAAACAAGUGGGCUUUGAAGAGCAGAACAAAACAAAACAGAACAGUUGCCCUCGAGCUGACUUAACUCUUAGCAACCCCUUCUAUAUCAAAGUAGAAAUGUUUCCGUAGGUUUUGUUUUUGUUUUUGUUUUUUUUGGUACUUCAGAUAAGAUUUACAGAACAAACUAGCUUCUCAUUAAAUAGUACACAUACUGUUUUAUGACACUGGUUACCAACCCCAUGACAUGUCAACGCUCUCCCUUCUCAACCUUGGGUUCCCUAUUACCAGCUUUCCUGUCCCCCCUGCCUUCUAGUCCUUGCCCCUGGGCUGGUGUGCCCCUUUAGUCUUGUUUUGUUUUAUGGGCCUGUCUAAUCUUUGGCUGAAGGGUGAACCUCAGGAGUGACUUCAUUACUGAGCUAAAAGGGUGUCCAGGGCCAUACUCCCGGGGCUUCUCCAGUCUCUGUCAGGCCAGUAAGUCUGGUCUUUUUUUGUGAGUUAGAAUUUUGUUCUACAAUUUUCUCCAGCUCUGUCCAGAACCCUCUACUAUGAUCCCUGUCAGAGCAGUCGGCAGUGGUAGCCAGGCACCAUCUAGUUGUAAGGGACCCAGUCUGGUGGAGGCUGUGGUAGUUGUGGUCCAUUAGUCCUUUGAACUAAUCUUUCCCUUAUUUCUUUAGUUUUCUUCAUUCUCCAUUGCUUCUACCCGUAUGGUUUUUAAUGGCUGAUUUUUCACAAGUAGAUUGCCAGACUUUUCUUCUAACGCACCGCUGGGUAGACUCCAACCUCCAACUUUCAGUUAGCAGCCGAGCUCAUUCACCGUUUGCACCACCCAGGGUCUCCUUGGUGAAAGCUGGGUUUGAAUUGCAAUUCUGCUGCUUGCAGCUGUGGGGCUGAGGGCCACCAUUGCACCUUCCCAGCUCUUUGCUUUCUUAUCCAGUGAAUGCCUGCACUGUGGGCCAUCAGCUCAAUGAAAGGGCCUGGCUCCUAGCAGGGGUUCAGUCACUGCUGGUGGCCUUUGCUCACUCCUCCUUGCCCCAUCCCUGUUGUUCUCAGCGGACAUUUUCCACAGAUACGACGUCCACUGUAAGAUAAUCUGCCUCAGCCAGAUGGGUCCUUCAUCAAUGCCCCCUAAGCAAAAACUCCCCCUUUGUCCUCCCUCCCACCCUGGUAACCACUUAUAAUCUUUGAUUUCUACAUAUAUUUUCUUAUUUCAUAUAAGUGAGACCAUACAAUAUUUGUCCUUUUGCCACUGACUUCUUUCACUCCACAUAAUACUUUCAAGGUUCAUCCGUGUUGUAGCAGGCAUCAGAACUUCAUUUCUCUUAAUGGUUGGGAAAUAUUCCAUUGUAUGGCUACACCACAUUUCGCUUAUCCAUUCAUCUGUUGAUGGACAUUGCAAUUGUUUCCACAUUUUGUCUAUUGUUAAAAGUGCUGCAGUGAACAUUGCUGUUGUCGUUGUACGCCGUCGAGUUGAUUCCGACUCACAGUGACCUUACAUGACAGAGCAGAACUGCCCUAUAGAGUUUCCUAGGCUAUAAUCUUUAGAAGAGCAGAUUGCCAGGUCUUUUAUUCUAUGGAGCUGCUGGUGGGUUUGAACUGCUGAUGUUUCGGUUAACAGCCAAGUGUUUAACCACUGCACCCCAGGGCUCCUUGCAAUGAACAUUCCAAAAAAAAAAAAAAAAAAACCCAAACCCAUUGCCGUUGAAUCGAUUCCGACUCAUAGCGACCUUAUAGGACAGAGUAGAACUGCCCCAUAGGGCUUUCAAGGAGCAGCUGGUGGAUUCCAACUGCUGACCUUUUGGUUGGCAGCCAAGCUCUUAACCACUAUACCAUCAGGGCUCUGCAAUGAACAUUAGUGUACUCCUUUUUUUUUCUUUUCUUUAAGAUAAGAAAACUAAGAGCUAGAAGGCAUGGAUGGGUCUUUUGCCCCUCUUGGCCCUAGAAGUGAGAAAAGGGUCGAAGACUCCUUCUCCAGCUAUUGAGUGGUAUCUCCCAGGAAUAUGAGCUUGAAGAGUGUGUUUAAAGGGUUAAAUCCAACAUCACCCACUGAUUUAUUCCAGGAUUACAGCUUUCUUCCAAUUUCUCUCGGUCUGGAGCUCCCUGUCAUUGGGAAAGAAUAUCUGAGAGAGAACCACAGCUUCUAACUGAUCUAGCUCUUUCUCUGAAGAGUUCACAGCUCCCCAAGAGACGGAGGGCUCCUAGGGACAGCAAGGGUUAGUGAUAUGAGUGAAAGGGGCUGAGUCACCUAGGUUUUCUUCUUGUAAUGGGCUUUUCUAGCUUAUUUUUUUAAAUUUGCAAAGGAAUUGAGCCUCAGCAAUUUCCUUGGGGAGCCAGGUUUCUAUCUAAUAGGACUCGACCUAGUAAAUAUUUCUUUGCUGGUGCCUGUCAUCUAGCUGAAUCUCCUUCUCCUCGGUGGGUAUCUAGAGACCUGAGUUUGGGCUCUGCCUCAUACUCAUAGUCUUCCUUCCCUUUCUUGGUUUCCUGUCCAGCAGCUAGAGUCCCCGAAUCAUGAGUUCCUUGAACUACGUGGUAUUCAAGAAAUAGGUCUGUGCAACCAUUCAUUUUAGAGAUGAGGAAGCCGAGCCCCUGAAACCACAGUGGCUCCUCAAGAUAGAGGUGUGCCUGGAACCCUAUUUUCCCACUUCCAGUCCAGCACCCACCAUCAGUCCCCCAAAGGGCACUGGAGAGACAAUCCAAAAAAAUAACCAAACCUGUUGCCAUCAAGCCGAUUCUGACUUAUAGUGACCCUAUCGGACAGAGUAGAACUGCCCCAUAGGAUUUCCAAGGAUAGGGUGGUAGAUUCGAACUGCUGACCUUUUGGUUAGCAGCCAAGCCCUUAACCACUGUGCCACCAGGGCUCCUGGAAAGACAAAGAGAGUAGUUAAUGGGAAGACAUUGGAGGGAGGCCUUUCCCAUGGGCUUAAGAGGCCAUUAUUAGCUAGUGUUUUUCAUGAACUCACUCCUGAGCUUGCUCAGCCUAUUGAUGGAGCAGUUAAGCGAGCCAGACAGAGACUUCAGUGAGAGGAGACUUCUGGUUUGAUGCCUAGGCUUCAAAUUUGGCAAGAAGCCUUUGCCAUCCUGGGUGCUUGGAUCCAGGUCCUGGGAGCACUGGUAGGAAGGGCGUUCCUGUGAGUGGACAUCCAUUGAAGAGACUGAUCUGGUAGGUUUUGGACGCCAUCUUCCCCAAGGGGGACUCCUCCUUUGGGAGGGACUGAGCCAGGCAGCCUACAUUACCCUCUUAUGUGCCAGGCACCUUCUCCAUUAAACGAGGUGAGGUUGGCAUCCUUGUUCAUCUCCAGUUUACAAACGAAGAAUACAGGGAUUAGGCAAUGUAGUUACUGUGGUAAUUCCCCUAAAUUUACAAACUGGUAAGUGUCAAUGCUGGGAUCCAAACUGAGUUUGUUUGACUCCAGAGUCUAUUCACUAGCUUAGCCAUAGUGUUAAACUAUGAAGAUGGUGAGGAGAAGGAAGCGUCAUUGCUUACAUCCCCAGGACAAGGCCAUGGAAUGGGAAUUUUGGUAAUAAGAGAAAUGCCUGCCAGCUUGAAAUGAUUUUCAGUUAUGUCCACUUUAGGCAGAAGGGUAGACUGAAUGACCCUCAGCAGGCCCUUUCCAAUCCAGUGGCUUCUAGACAACUUUAUGGAGGGAAAAAGGGCCCGCCAAGCUUGUUACCAUCCUCAAACGUCAAUGGUGCCUGGGGACAGGAUGAGGCCAGGCAGCUCAGCCUCUUCCUGGUUGUGAGCAGCAUUAAACCACUGCCCAUCACAGGGAGGACGAGGGCUUUAAAGCGUUGUACUGUGGAAGACCAGCUCUGUCCUCACCAGCUGCCAGGCCUUUGUGGAACAAGAAAGGGAAUGGACUUCUUUCUGGUUAGCCCAUUAUUUGAAAGCUGGGUCUCUAACAUCAUAUCCCCUUAUUUACUCCACAUAACAAGGUCUGAGCACAAAUGUGUCAUAGCCAAAAUGCUAAUGGCUUUCUCCCACCAUGCUACCCACCCUCCGCAUCUUCCCCUCCCCCUCCCCCUCCCCCUCCCCAGAAUGGGCCCCCAUUCCAAGAGGCAGCAUCUGAGCCAUGCCCCUGCCAAAGGAAACAGUGCUGCUAAUGAGUGGGAGUGUUCUUCUCCACCAGAGCAUUGAUUCUGGCCCAGGGACCAGGAACUCCCUACACCAAUGUGGGUGGCAGAGCUCCUCUAGCCUGCCGCCAUGCCUCCAAGAUGGAGCACUAGCUGUGGCCUGCACAGCCACAAGGGAGGGGACUGGCCACGUGCUCCUGGCCACACUCAGGCCAUACCUGGCAGACUUGCAACUUGAGUUUCUUGAAAUCACCUCUGCUAUCUGUUUGUGAUCCUUCGGCCUCUCUACGAAGUGUUCCAGGCAGCCAUUACUAAUCAAAAUGAGAAGAGAUCAUGCGUGUGGACAUGGUUCCUAAAUUGCAAAGCCCAUGUACAUAGGUCAGCUUUCUUGUUAUUAUCAUCACUCCUAAUGCUAGGUGCCUGUGGCUUAGGAAGGUUUAUGUGUCUUUGCUAAGGUCACGGAUCAAGGUUUCUGGACUCAAGUCCAGUGCUCUUUCAAUACACCAAGGAUAGCAUGUUCAUGGUAUAUGGUGCCAGUGCUGUCUUCUGCCCCUACGCAACCAUCAGUAAGUGGUCACAGAACUUGACCUCAGACUUAUUCCUUUUAAAAACAAUUUGUUGAGGUGAAAUCCACAUGACAUACAACCAGCCAUUUUAAAGUAAACACUUCAAUGCCAUUUAGUACGUUCACCAUGUUGUACAACCAUCCCCUUUAUCCAGUUUCAAAACAUUUCCAUCACUCCAAAGUAAAACCUCGUACCCAUUAAGCAGAUUCUCAUUUCCCCUGCCCCAGCCUCUGGCAACCACUGAUCUGCUUUCUGUCUCUGUGAAUUUACCUAGUCUGGAUAUAUCAUAUAAACGGAAUAAUGCAAUAUGUGACCUUUUGUAUCUGACUUCUUUCAUUUAGCAUAGAGUUUUCAAGAUUUCUCCAUGUUGUAGCAUGUAUCAGUACUUCAUUCCUUUUCAUGGCCGAACAAUAGUCCCUUGUAUUGAUAUAUCACAGUUUGUUUAUCCAUCCAUCCACUGAUGAACAUUUGGGCUCUUUCCACCUUUUGGCUAUUGUGAAUUGUGCUAAGUCCCUAUUUUCAUUUCUUUUGGGUAUAUACCCAGGAGUGGAAUUGCUGGAUCACGUGGUAAUUCUGUUUAACUUUUGAGGAACUGCCAGACUGUUUCCCACAGUCACUGCACCAUUUUACCAUCUGACCAGCAAUACAAUUUAAUAAAACACAAUCAUUUCCUCACUCAGGUUUCCAAUUUCUCCACAUCCUCACCAACACUUGUUCUUUUCUGCUUUUUUUGUUUUUAAUUAUACUUAUCCUAGUGGGUGUGAUGUGGUACCUCACUGUGGUUUUGAGCUUCAAUUCCCUAAUGGCUAAUGAUCUCAGACACCUUUUCAUGUGCUUGUUGGCCACUUGCAUAUCUUCUUUGGGGAAAUGACUACUCAAGUCCUUUGCUUGGAAUCAUUCUUAACACAGUGCCACUGCAGGCAGUCAUUACCAGUCAGAAUUGCCAUGCAAGUUUCAGCUAACCUCCCAUCAACACGCUUCUAGGAUUCGUGCUAGCUUCUUUGUUCCAGUCCCCCUGCUUUAUCACUGCCUCCUUGGGAAGUUUGAAGAUGAAAGAGACUGGUGUAGAAAGGGCGUUGCCCUCUUCUGAGAGCAACGAGGCUGGUUACACAAAUUCCUAACUCAAAAGUGAAGUGACUGCCGUGCCUUUGUCUGGUUUGACUAUUGCUGCCUCGGGCCACCUCUUUGAGGUGAGCAGAGCAGACCUACCUUGUAGUUAAUACCUGUCCCUGCAAGUGGCUCUGUAGGAAAUCCAGCCAAGAUGGAAAUAGGGAAGAUCACUUGUCCCCCCACCCCCAUCUUGGUCUAGACUUGAUCACGCUACCAAGGCCCCUAAAUUGUCUCAGGCCUUAGUGGGGGCCCAGGGAAGGGAGAGAACCUCUGACUGAGAGAGCCCUUGGUGACCCCAGUGGCCUCAUAAGCCCCUCCUGAUACAGACUCCAGUUUUUUUUUCUGUGGGUGUCUGGGCUCAGUGGCUUUUCACACCUCCCUCCUGACCCAGCUGAGUUAUUGACGGAAAUGAAGAAAAGAAAGGAAGCAAGAUCAGUGGCCGUUUCUCUUCUUUUUCUUUUCUUUUUUAAUGUUCUUUCUUCUUUCCUUUGAAAGAUCAAAGGAAGGCCAAAUAGAAUUCUUUUCUUCUUUUCUGUUUUUAAACCCCACCCCCUACUACCCUAAUAGAAUACAGGAGGGAAAAUUCCAGCAAACAAAAUUGUUCUCAGACAUCUUUUUAUUUUCCCUUUCAGUGGCUUUGAUUUAGGUCCCAUGGCUUUAAUCAAAGUGUUCAAGGAGGCACAGAAAGGAACGAGCUAAACAAAUUCCUGGCCUCACUCUCUCUUCCGACUUGAACCUUUCCUCCCCACUCUCCACGUUUUUUUAUUAUUGUUUUUUAUUAAUGUGAGUAGGAAAAAAUAUUCUCACAACAAAGGAGUAAGUGAGGACUGGAGAGAAAUUGUAUUUUCUGAGCUAAUAACUGGAUGCUGGCUCAGCCACGCUGCAGCUGACGGAUCAUUCCCGAAACUCAAUUGUCCCUUCUCUCCUCCCCUCUUUGCUAAAUCUGUCCAUCACUCUGGGCAAAAUAAAUAAAGGGCCAAUAAAAAAACCAAUCAAUCAAUCAUCUUCCACGAGCUCACGUGGUACCCACGGAGGCGUUUUUUUCUGGGGGCUGGGGGGACUUUGGAGAUGCUGGCUCUGUCACUGGGCUGAUAGAAGCACAGUGAAGCCUUCCAAGCUGUCAUCCCUGCCUUAGCACCACUGGGCGCACUACUCUCUCUGUCUCAGCUCCUACUGGUUUUCCCCAGAUGAUACCCUGUGAACACACAUCUAGAGUGGUGCGGCAGCCGGCCCUUUGGGGCUCGUUAUGGCUGGAUCCUUGGGGAAGCGGACGGCAUUGAGGACCAUGCAGGUGAAGGUCAUCAUCUUGGAGCAGAUUAUCAGGUGGCCUGCAGGAAGAUAUAUGCUCUCUUCACCUCUUUGCUCCAUGUGGCAUUCAUCCUGCAGAUAUUCAACGAGCACCCAUGCAGGGUUCAGAACAGGGCCAGCCCCCAGGGAUGUGGGAGCAUGCCCCGUCUGUCCUAAGGUAGUUUCAGCCAGUAGACUGGCUUUGGGGUAAGGGUGUGUCUUAGUCAUCUAGUGGUGCUAUAGCAGAAAUACCACAAGUGGAUGGUUUUAACAAAGAGAAGUUUAUUUUCUCACAGUAAAGUAGGCUGAAAGUCCAAAUUCAGGGUGUCAGCUCCAAGGGAAGGCUUUCUCUCUGUGUCAGCUCUGGAGAAAGGUCUUUCUUGUCAAUCUUCCCCUGGGCUAGGAGCUUCUCUGCACAGGAACGCCAGACCUAAAAGAUGCGUUCUGCUCCCGGUGCUUCUUUCUUGGUGGUAUGAGGCACCUAACUCUCUGUUUGCUUCCCUUUCCUUUUAGCUCUUGAGGGAUAAAAGCUGGCACAAGCUCCACCCCAGGGAAACUCCCUCUACAUUAGAUCAGGUGGGUGACCUGAGUAAGGGUGGUGUUACAAUCCCACUCUAAUUCUCUUAACAUAAAAUUACAAUCACAUGAUGGAGGACAACCACAGAGCAU
This is a messenger RNA of Loxodonta africana (African savanna elephant), 19536 nucleotides long. RefSeq names its product plexin A4 (gene PLXNA4). Lineage: Eukaryota; Metazoa; Chordata; Mammalia; Proboscidea; Elephantidae. Gene Ontology annotation, cellular component: plasma membrane; semaphorin receptor complex. The record is from RefSeq and is a predicted model, not a curated record. The transcript has 4 exons. Gene Ontology annotation, molecular function: protein binding; semaphorin receptor activity. Gene Ontology annotation, biological process: semaphorin-plexin signaling pathway involved in axon guidance; regulation of cell migration; regulation of cell shape. Bases 285 to 1712 code for a protein of 475 amino acids.